This is a messenger RNA of Syngnathus acus (greater pipefish), 1063 nucleotides long. It is a transcript of the gene qdpra, whose product is annotated as quinoid dihydropteridine reductase a. The transcript is spliced from 7 exons. NCBI's taxonomy places the organism in Eukaryota, Metazoa, Chordata, Actinopteri, Syngnathiformes, Syngnathidae. Gene Ontology annotation, cellular component: cytoplasm. The coding region runs from base 104 to 814 and encodes 236 amino acids. Gene Ontology annotation, molecular function: NADPH binding; 6,7-dihydropteridine reductase activity; NADH binding. The record is from RefSeq and is a predicted model, not a curated record. Gene Ontology annotation, biological process: L-phenylalanine catabolic process; tetrahydrobiopterin biosynthetic process.
GCCGUCCAAGGGAGCCGCCUCCUUUCCUCUUUCUGCUUUCCCUCUUCGCCAGCUGCCUGCCUCUCCCCCGGCGCACUCCUUGGCUACUCCACCAGGUAGACGCAUGGCUGCUAAUAAAGUGAUAGUUUACGGUGGGAGAGGCGCGCUGGGCUCCAAGUGUGUCCAGCAUUUCAAAUCCAAAGGAUGGUGGGUUGCCAAUAUCGACAUGGGUGCUAACGAGGACGCUAACGAAAACGUCAUUGUCAAGUUGACAGAGUCCUUCUGCGAGCAGGCUGGCCAGGUCACAUCAGAUGUGGCGCGCCUGCUUGGAGAGCAGAAGGUGGACGCCAUUUUGUGCGUCGCCGGUGGAUGGGCAGGAGGAAACUGCAGUUCCAAAGACAUGUACAAAAACACAGAUCUAAUGUGGAAACAGAGUGUGUGGACCUCCACCAUCUCCAGCCACCUGGCGGCCGUGCACCUGAAGCCAGGAGGUCUGUUAACUUUGGCAGGGGCCAAAGCCGCUCUGUCAGGAACCGGAGGCAUGAUGGGCUACGGGAUGGCCAAGGCCGCUGUGCACCAGCUAUGUCGGAGUCUGGCAGGCAAAAACAGCGGGAUGCCUUCCGGCGCUGCUGCUGUGGCCAUUUUGCCGGUUACCUUGGAUACGCCCAUGAACAGGAAGUUCAUGCCAGAUGCUGAUUUUGGCACAUGGACACCUCUGGAAUACGUUGCAGAAACAUUCUUCAAGUGGGCCACGGACGUCGACAGGCCGGCGUCUGGCAGCCUCAUGCAGCUGCUCACCUCCGGCGGUAAAACUGAGGCCGUGGCGGCGCCAUAGAGGACGGGCAGACGGACCGCAGCAGUGGCGACAUUGUCAUCGAGGGAGAAUGGAAGAUAAGGAUAGAGAGGACGAUCAGGAGAUGAUGGUCUGAAAGAAAAGGGGGAGGGGUAAAGAGGUCAGUGUUAGAUGAAGGAUAACAGCGCCAUCUACCUGUGUAUGUUACUAUUGCUGUUAGGCAAUGGCUGCCUGUCAAAAACGUGAUUAAAAAAAUAUAUCAUAAUAAAAGAACCAUUGUGAUAUUCAAAG